Paramecium tetraurelia is the source of this 612-nucleotide messenger RNA. RefSeq lists its product as uncharacterized. The record is from RefSeq and is a predicted model, not a curated record. NCBI's taxonomy places the organism in Eukaryota, Ciliophora, Oligohymenophorea, Peniculida, Parameciidae. The transcript has a single exon.
AUGUUAUCGAGUAAUUUUACAUCAUACCUAGAGAAUGUAGACAAAUAAAUAGCGAAUAAUGAAUUAGAUUAUGAGUAGGCAACUGAGAUGAUCUCAAAAUUAAAUCCAUAGAGUUUGAUGGAGAGAAAGGAGUUAAUGUAAAUAAAAAAAAGAGUGCAAUAAUUGUAAAAAGACGAAGCCAAAGAAAAAAUCAAAGAAAAUUUAAAUUCGCAUAUCUUUUUAUUAAGAGAACUAUUAGAAAAAAGCAGAAAUGUCAAUAAUUGUGUUGAGAGAUAUAAAUUAUUAAGUGAGGCUGAGGAAUAAAAAAAGAUUACAGAAGCUCUUAUUUACACGUUAAAUUAAUACAAGGAUCACAUUAGUUAAAAAUUCGUUGGGGAUUGCAAAAAGGUAAUACUUGAAUAUGAAGAAGAAUUAAGACAAUCAUUUGUAUCUGCAAAAAGAGAGGAGGCAAUCUUCUUGACAAAUUAGAAAAGCUUUGCUCAAUCUAUGUUUGUUAGUGAAAUAGAAUAUGGUGAGAGACCUAUUUCAUUAACAACGAAUAGAUCCAUGAGAGCAAAAAUAAAAUAAUAUUUUAUUAAAGUAUUAGGAUGUCUAACUACUUCCAAUCAUUGA